AUGAUAAUAGAUGAAGAUGAUGAAUCUGAUGAUGUAGACCGGGUUCAACAUUUUAGUCACCAUCAUCCUUUGAUACUGUUCGAAAUGAGGACAGAAUAUUUUUUUGAAUCUCCUUCUUGUAAAAUAUGUGGAAAGCUCUGCGUAGAUUCUGCCUGCUGCUGCAAAUGUCAGUUCCAUCUGUGUCUUGAAUGUUCCUUGCUGCCUACAAUACAAUCUGGGGCUUUUGAGAAGAUCCAACAUUUCCUCCAUGAUUAUCCACUCAUACUUUGUGGGAAGGAAGUUGUUGAGGUUCCCUGCAGUGUAUGCGGAACUCCUUGCUUGGGUCCUACAUAUGGUUGCAGCAGAUGCAACUUGUUUUUACCCAAAUCAUGUGCUGAAUUACCACAAAAGAUCAGAAACAUCUCUCACUUGUCUCACUCUCUCACCUUGGCUUCUCAAAAUUCAAAGGAAGGAGGACGAGUAAUUAGUAAAAGAUCAAGAAAGGCAAGGUGCCGCUUAUGUCAUAAGGACUGCUGUGACUUUGCCUUUUGCUGUAACAAAUGCAAUCUCCAACUGGAUGUUGAGUGUGCUUUACUAAAGCCCACAAUAGAAUAUCCUGGUCACAAUCACCGUCUUACUGUUGGGGAGAAAAUACACGACAAACUGGAAUGCAACUUUCGCAAAACUUUUUGCAAAGACUCUCCUGCAUUUCGUUGUCUGGAGUGCAAUUUCAGUCUCCACCUUCUGUGUGGUCCAUUGCCCUGUACCGUUAAACAUAAAUGUCACAUAGAUACCCUUACACUCAAGGAUCAAUAUGUUGAGGAUGAUGAUGACGAUGAUGAUUUUUAUUGCGAUGUUUGUGAGAGACGAAGGGAUCCAAGACUUUGUGUUUACUAUUGUGCAGAAGGUUGCCCGAUGAUUGCUGAAGUAAAGUGUGUAAUUUCUGAGGUUAUGGCAUCACUAAAAGGAAAGCGUGGAGAUGUGGCAUUGAGAAUUGUGGGUAGGUACAUCUCUAGUAAGAUGAUUAGCAAAGAACUGGCAGCAGAAGUGAUAUAAGCCUGCCUAACUCCACCUCAAAAGUUAGCUCACAAGGGGAAGUUUGCAAACCCAUACAUAUAACACCCAAGAAAACCGAUGUGGCACGCAUCAUUCUCGACCACUUUAGACUGAACGUCCUCGUGAAGUAACCGGGUCAUGACUCAUUCGCCUUGAUCUCUCCCGAAGAAUGUCAGGAAACCUUUGUACAUGCUAUCAGGCCUCACUCUGUAUGGGUCAGUGGGCCAUAUACAAAGGUCCCUGACGUUUCUUCGGGAGAGGUCGGGGUGAAUGAGUCAUGACCCCAGUUACUUCAAGAGGACGUUCAGUCUAAAGGAGUGGGUAAUGAUGCGUCCCACAUCGAUUCUGCAAGUAGGUCUUGGGUGUUAUAU
Molecule: messenger RNA, 1406 nt
Organism: Hevea brasiliensis (rubber tree)
Lineage: Eukaryota; Viridiplantae; Streptophyta; Magnoliopsida; Malpighiales; Euphorbiaceae
Product: protein VACUOLELESS GAMETOPHYTES-like
Exons: 3
Coding region: 1-1035 (344 amino acids)
Source: RefSeq, a predicted model, not a curated record